This is a messenger RNA of Scylla paramamosain (green mud crab), 1611 nucleotides long. RefSeq lists its product as uncharacterized. Gene Ontology annotation, cellular component: cytosol. Bases 187 to 1245 code for a protein of 352 amino acids. The record is from RefSeq and is a predicted model, not a curated record. The transcript is spliced from 9 exons. Gene Ontology annotation, molecular function: L-galactose dehydrogenase activity. Lineage: Eukaryota; Metazoa; Arthropoda; Malacostraca; Decapoda; Portunidae.
UGUUGGUGUCAGUCUUUUGGCUGCCUGGCGUUGACAGGCAACUGUUCCCGCCACUGCCAAACGAGACUUCCUCGCGACCCACAGACUGGCACGGACUGACGGAGUACUGUGUUGGAGUCAGUCAGGGAGGAUACACUUCAGAGAGCGCUUGGUCUGUGCUUGGUCUCCGCUUCCCACCCAGAAGCCAUGCAGCCACCGACCUUCGUGCAAGGCUUCCACGAUGCCGAGGCUGUCGCCAAGAUGACUUACCACCCACUCGGCGACACAGGGAUGCAGCUGUCACACCUCUCCCUUGGAAGUGGGCCUUUCGGGGGUCUGUACGGAGAGGCCAGCGAGCAAGCUUGUGCUGACACCGUGCACCUUGCUCUCAAGUCCGGGAUUAAUUACAUCGACACCGCCCCGUGGUAUGGCAAUGGCCGCAGCGAGGAAGUGCUGGGGAAGGCACUGAAGGACGUCCCUCGAAGUUCUUUCUACAUUGGCACCAAGGUGGGGCGCUACGAGCCUGUUCCCGAACGCAUGUUUGACUUUUCUGCCAAGAGAGUGGCGCAGAGUGUUGACCGCAGCCUGCAGCUGCUGGGCCUCGACUACGUGGACCUCAUCCAGGUGCACGACUUUGAAUUUGCCGAGAAUCUGGACAUCAUCGUGGAGGAGACCCUGCCGGCCCUGCAGAAGGUCGUGGACAGCGGGAAGGCAAGGUUCAUCGGCAUCACCAGCUACUCCGUGAGCCUCCUCAAGGAACUGGUUGAACGGUCGCCGGUCAAGAUCAGCGCCAUUCUGUCUUACGCGCGCAACACACUCAUCGACGACACCCUUGAGGGCUUCAUGCCUUUCUUUAAGUCCCGAGGCAUCGGAGUGAUCUGCGCCAGCCCGGUGGCCAUGAGGCUGCUCACCAACGACCCUCCGCCAGAUUGGCACGCGGCACCUAAAGAGAUCAAGGAUGCCAGCCGCUCGGCAGCCCUCCACUGCAAGGAGGCUGGCGUGGACUUGGCGCGCCUGGCGGUGCAACAUGCCCUGCGGCUGGAGGGCGUCACCACGCACCUGCAGGGCAACAACAACUGUGACAUUCUGCGUCAAAAUCUGGACAGCUUCCUCACUCCGCCGACGCCACGGGAGGAAGAACUUCGCAAGACGGUAAAAGAAAAGUUUUUCGACCCUCUCCCAGAGAAGCACUGGGAGGGCGUGGAUCCUGCUAAACACUGGGAGAUAAUGCGGCAGCUGCGCGCUCAGUCUGCUGGCGCUAAGUGAUGUUUGCCACCUCACAGUCAUGAAUCCUUUCCUCCAUCCUACAAAAAUAGGUUCUAAAAUUUCUUUAUUGCUCAGCUGAUUAUUAGUAUGCAAAAUCUCAUUCAGACAGAAAGAGAGAGAGAGAGAAAAAAAAAGCUUUCAACUCAAUAUGUUAAACAUUUUAUUCUUGAAAGAAUCUUAUCAUAGCAGGUCCUCCACUGUUCUAGCAAUGAGAGAAUGACUGGUGUUGGGAUGCCAUUGUCAGAUGUAUCCUUUGAAUUCCAGCUCGUCUUUAUCCAAUGGGAAUUUACAAAUUGAUGUUUAUUCAUUAUAGCCCAUAAAACCCUGAAAAAAUAAACGAUUUUUAAGUGAGAAACACACAAAAAA